AUGCCCAUCACAUCCCCAACACUCGUUCCCCGCCCUCCAAUCAUCCCCCUCGUCCUCCCGCGCGCACCCCAAGUAAACCCAACACCACUCCCCAAACUCGAUCGCUACCCCGGGCGCAUGGACACCCGACGCGAUCUUCAACGCGAAAUUGACGAUCUUUCAGACGAGGAGAAUGAACUUGAAGAUUCCAACUUGGGGAUAAGGAAUCGAGGGUUCCAGUGGCUCGUUCCUAUUGGGCGGAGUACGACGCAAUUGGAAGAGAAGAACGAGGCAGAAGACGAUUCCGAUGGUUCUGAUACCGGCCAAUCAGGCGGCGGCCCUUCUAUUAACGAGGAUGGCGAGGAGAACGACGAUUCAGGAGCAGAUCUGGACGCAAGCAUGGAAGAUCUGGAUGAUGAGGGUGAGACAGGGACAGCGAGUGAAGCGGAGGAUGCGAAUGAUAUGACGGAUGAUUUUGAGGAGAGGUCGAGCGAUGCUUGA
Suillus fuscotomentosus is the source of this 480-nucleotide messenger RNA. RefSeq lists its product as uncharacterized. NCBI's taxonomy places the organism in Eukaryota, Fungi, Basidiomycota, Agaricomycetes, Boletales, Suillaceae. The transcript is spliced from 3 exons. The record is from RefSeq and is a predicted model, not a curated record. Bases 1 to 480 code for a protein of 159 amino acids.